This is a messenger RNA of Diorhabda carinulata, 1116 nucleotides long. RefSeq lists its product as uncharacterized. Bases 84 to 1061 code for a protein of 325 amino acids. Lineage: Eukaryota; Metazoa; Arthropoda; Insecta; Coleoptera; Chrysomelidae. The record is from RefSeq and is a predicted model, not a curated record. The transcript has 5 exons.
GUCAGAAGUGUCAAAAACAGCAGGAAUAAUUCUAUUUUGAUUUGUUUUUAUCAAAUCUAUUAACGCAUUUACUUAUUUUAAUAAUGAAUAACGAAAACGUGUGUUUAACUUGUGGUAAAAAAUUUUCUUGUCAAUCGAAUGUUAAUAAACACGUGAAACUAGUACAUAAAGAACCUCAUCGACAAAUCAUCGGUUACGAUUUAAACGAAAAUAGUACGUACCAAUGUCUCGAAGGCUGUGAAAUAUCAUUUAAAUACAACCAAGACUUGAUAUACCAUUUAAAAGUCGUACACGGCAUCGAUAUGGAGUUCGUAGAAUUAAUAUUUUCUACUUUCGAAGAAUUUAAGACGUGGUUAGAAACCGAAGAAAUUAUGUACGGUGUACAAUACGCGAGGUUAACAGGUUGGAAGAAAUCUUUCAAACACGAAAAGUUGUAUUACGACUGUGCUAGAAGUGGAAAACAACAGACUAACAAGGACAAACCGAAAAUUAGGAGGGGUCGUAAAUCUUUCAAGUUGAAUCGAAAUUGUACGAGUAAAAUAAUUAUUACGAAACAUUUAAAUCCUGAUUUGUAUCAUGUUGGAUAUUAUCGGACGCAUUAUGGACACAGCUUGGAUGAUACGAAUAAAAGAAUUCCUAAACAACAGAGGGAGGAAGUAGUUAGGAGUCUUAAGAGGGGAUUGUCACCUACGAGAAUACUCGAAUUAGAAGCCGAACGCGAUAGUCUACACAGAAAAAAAUUAAAAAGGCGAGACAUCAACAAUAUUAAACGAUCUUUGAAACAACAAAUACCGGCGACAGAAGAAACUCCUCGAAUCAACGACGUCAUCCUAUUAGUCGAAGAAGUAAAUUCUGCGAAUGAACGAGAAUCUUUAUUAAAAGAAAUCGAAUCAACGGCGCUUCAAAUUGUUACUAGUUCCGAGGGGUACGAUAACGGAUCGUUGGUGUUGUUAUUGGAAAAUUUGAAAUCUGUAGCUGCUACAGUACCGCCUAUAGAUACUGACGUAGCAGGGGGAGACAUGGAUGCAGCUGCAGAUUUGAAAUUACUCGGAAUACAAUGACCGAAAAGUGAAAAGUUCAAAUUAGGAUGCUACUAAUAAAAUUAUUUGAAAAUUU